AUGUCUUCCAACUCUUUCUUCCUUCCUCUGGCUCCCACCACCUCUGCUUCCUACCCCCGAGCACCAGCCAGCCGUACCUCCCCUCGCGUAGUUGCGGCAGAUAUGGCCCCUGCUCCAGAGCCAGUUCGUCGACGAUCCUCCAGCUCCAGCAGCGGCGGCUUCAGAGUCCUCAAGCUCAGCCCAGUGCAUUGGGGCGAGCACCUUGAUGACCACAAGGAGGACUUUCACGAGGCUACAACUGUGUAA
Messenger RNA from Metarhizium robertsii ARSEF 23, 246 nucleotides. RefSeq lists its product as uncharacterized. NCBI's taxonomy places the organism in Eukaryota, Fungi, Ascomycota, Sordariomycetes, Hypocreales, Clavicipitaceae. The coding region runs from base 1 to 246 and encodes 81 amino acids. The transcript has a single exon. The record is from RefSeq and is a predicted model, not a curated record.